UAGAAGGAUGCUGCUUGGGUAGUUCUCUGCUCCUAUCUGGGCUGGGCUCCAGCAGGCCCCAGAGAUGGCUGUCUCCCUGGGAGGGAUCCCAAGCGAGGUGCAAGAAAGCAUCACAGCCUUCCUGGGGACAAAGGAAGUUGUCCUGGUCAAGAGUGUCCAGCUGCAGAUCAAAUCCAAGUAUGAAGACUACAUCAUGGUCCUAACCCCUUGGAGGGCAUACGUGCUGCAAGUAAUACUCCCAAUCAGGGUGCAGAGCAGCUUCAGCUUCCUGGAGGUGCGAGAGAUUGUAGUCUGCGAGCCUAGCCUGGUUGUCAUAGAAACCGAUACAUCUUCUUAUGCCUUUAGGCUAAUGUCAUUUGAUGAUUUGGAGCAGAUUGUCAUCCACGUCACCAUGUCGCUUAAAAAGGUCUUUCCAGAUUCUUCACCUGGGAAACUGCUCAAGAAUUCUCCCCCCAAUUUGUAUGAGAGAAUCCGAAAGACAACAGACUCCCUGGAGGAAAUGCUGCAGAACAACCAAGGGCCUUGUGGUGGGUUUUCGGAGACGUAUGCUGCUUUAUGUGAUUACAACGGCUUUGCCUUCAGGGAGGAGAUCCAGUGGGAUGUGGACAAUAUUUACAACAGCCAAGACUGCCGAGAGUUCAACCUGUUGGACUUUAGCCACCUUGAGAGCAGAGAUGUUGCCCUUAGUGUUGCUGCAUUGUCCUUCAACCUGUGGUUCACAAAGCUGUACUGUAAGGACUUCAGGCUGAAUCUGGAGAUUUCUGAACAGCUGCUGUAUAUGCUCAGCAAAUCGAUGACACUGGAAGAGUUGGUACUGGAAAACAGUGGGUUAAAAUAUGAAUUUGCUCAGAGGAUGGCCCAGGCAUUAAGCAGGCACCCAGACUCUGCUCUUAGCACAAUCAGUCUAGCUGGCAACCAGCUGGAGGACAGAGGGAUAAUUGCUUUCAGCCGGCACUUGGAGAAACGGUCAAAGGGCCUGCAGAGCCUGAACUUCUCCAGGACCUCGCUGACUGCAAAAGGAAUGAAUACUUUAUGCCAGUCCCUUGCAGCAAAUGGAGUCUUCAGUACUUCCCUUCAUCACCUGGAUCUCUCUGGAAAUCCUGGCAUUCUUGCCACAGAGGAUGCUAGCAGUUUGCAUAGUUUCCUCAGCUGCUCCAACUCAUUGUCUCACCUUAACCUGUCUGGGACAGACUGUGCUUUGGAUGCACUUUUUGCAGCAUUAGCCGAGGGAUGCCGUGCUAACCUUGUGCAUCUGGAUCUCUCCAAAAACAUCUAUUCACACAAAAGGGUGAAAGAUGUCACUCCUGCUAUCAAGCAAUUCUUCAGCAACGCCUCCGUCCUCAAGUAUGUUUCAUUAGCUGGAACCAAGCUGCCUCCAGACGUUCUCCGGGCCUUGCUCCAGGGUCUGGCAUAUAACAGUCAGAUCAGUGACCUGCACCUGGACCUUAGUAACUGUGAGCUGAGAUCUGCAGGUGCCCAGGUGAUCCAGGAUCUGAUUUUUGAUGCCAAUUCAAUUAGUGAUUUGGAUUUAUCAGACAAUGGUUUUGAUUCUGAUAUGGUCACUUUGGUGCUGUCUAUUGGGAGAAGCAAAUCAAUUAGGCAUGUCUCUUUAGGAAAGAAUUUUAGCAUCAAAUCCAAGGACAGUCUUGCUGAUGUUCUUCACCGGAUUGUUCAGCUCACACAGGAGGAUGAUUGUCCUCUUCAGUCCCUGUCAGUAGCUGACUCACGGCUGAAAUCAGGAACCAAUGUCCUUCUGAGUGCUCUGGGCAGUAAUACUAGCCUCAUUAAGUUGGACAUCAGUGGGAACACAAUGGGUGACACAGGAGCCAGGAUGCUAGCCAAGGCCCUGCAGAUCAACACAAAGCUCAGGACAGUCAUUUGGGACAGAAACAACACAACGGCAAAUGGUUUCCUUGAUGUUGCGCGUGCUUUGGAAAGGAAUUACACCCUGAAGUCCAUGCCUUUGCCAAUGAGUGAUGUGAUGCAAGCAUAUCGGAACAAUCCAGAAAAAACAGAAGAAGCGGUGCACAAGAUACAAUCUUGCCUAAUGAGGAACCAGAUGCGGCGAGCCCUGCCCAAGCAAACCUUUCGGCUGCAGCAGGGGAUUGUGACCAGCUCAUCCGAACAGAUGGUGAAUGAGUUGUGCCUCAGUGUACAGAAGCACAUCGAUGUUCUGAACUCAUGCCUGGGGAGAGAGGUGGAAGCUGAUAUCCUCAGUGCAGAGGAAUCCAUUAAGAAUGCAAACCAUUCCAUCAGUAUCUUGCCACUCUUAUAUGAGGCAGGAGAUGCUCCCUACCAGAAUGGUAAACUGCAGCAUAAAUUGGAAAGCCUUACAGAAGAAGCCUCGCAGGCCUGCAGCCGUGAGAUUCAGGUGCUGAUGCAGGCCACACUGGAUACCACACAGAAUCUGUGUCCCAAAAUCCUGCAGAAAAGUGGCAUUCGGGAUCAGCUGAUCAACGCAAUGUCUGAAAGGGUCAUUCUUCAGGACCACCUCAACCUGAGCGUCAUCCUAGACCAGCUGGUCACUGAUGUGUUCAACAAGCUAAAUGAGAUCAAGCUGUCUGUCACUGCAGCUGUGGCGGACAGGAUAAUCGAUGAGGUUCUGGAGGACUUGACUAUAGCUCAGUGCAAGCUGGCAGAAAGUCUCCCAAGACACUCUCAGGAUCUUCAGUUGCUGCAGACAGAUAUUAUGGAGGAGGAUAAUGUCCUGCUAAUGAAGAGCAGGAAUCUGCUGGAGUUGGCUGAGAAAGGCUUUGCAGUGGAGGAGUGCAAGAUGGCUCUGCGAAGGAAAAACAAGCACUUCAGAAGCAUCCGGCCAACGCCUGCCAUGAGAAGUCUCUCGGAGCUCAAUCUUCAGGCAGAGGCAGAAGAUAACGAGAUUGGAACUCACCAGGCUCUGCUGUCAGUCAGCUGUGCCUCUGUGAAGUCACGCCCUGCCUCCACAAAGGAUGCUGAGGCUGGAAGCAGUUUGCUUCCUUGCACAGAGCUUGCAUCCACACAAUCCCUUAUGGACCUGCCAACUGAGGGAGAGAAACUGGAGCAUUAUACCCGAACUAGGCCCAGGCCCAACCGCAGAAACAAGCAGCCUCCAAGCAAGCCAAAUGUCCAACCAGUCUCCUGUGACAAUGAUGAGGAUAGGAGCAUUACUAGAGUGGAUGAAGGGCUAGACGAGUUCUUCACCAAGAAGUUGAUCCAAGAGGAAUUGCCCCGAGCUGCACUGGAAAUCUGCCCAGAUUCAGCUCCUCUCACGUCCUCUGGCUCCCGGACCUUCAAGAAGAAAAUAGGAAACUUCUUUGCAUUCAAGAAGCCCAAGUCCACCAGGGUCUCCAAGUGUGAGAAGGAACCUGAGGGGAGCCCAGUGGCAGCCAAAGGCAGGAAGUCUAUGCUGAGUGACAUUUUAAGGUCUUCGAGUAAGGCAGGGGAAGCUGCCAAGCCCCUGAGCAAAUCUGAAGAGGGUGGGUUGGCCGUGGAGCCCAGAGCUGAUACAGAACACAGCCAGACCCCUGAUGCUGCCCGCAGGAUCAGGCCCAAGUAUUCCAGAGAAGGCAAAUCACAGUCACUCAUACUCCUAUCUGGGGAGGAUGAGGAGGUGCUAGGAGUGAAACAUGAAAAGAAAAGGCACUUUGAGAAGAGCGAUGGAGAGAUCCCCAACUCCUUUGAGCAGCGAGUCCAUGUCAUGCUCCACCGCAUUGGGGUCACCAAGGUUCUGUCCUCUGAGGGCAAGAAGAAGCAGAAUAAAGAUGGUGAGAUCAAGAAGGCUGGUUCAGAUGGUGACAUUGUGGACAGCUCUGCGGACUCUCCUCCCCCCUCCCUGAAAUCACGAACUCACUCAGUAUCAACAGAUGCCUCUUUGCGAAGUCGCCCUGCUGACACCUUGGGCCGAGCAGCAGUAGUGGAGCAGGGCAGUGUGCCCAGCGAGACAAGGCUGACCUGGAAGGCCUUGGGGAAGCAACUAAAUGCUGAGCUCAAGGGCAAGUGUUCUGAACUCCAAUCUCCCUCCAGGAGGCCCUUUGUCAUCCAAGAGCAGAGCAGCCCCACAGAAAAGCAGACCAGGGAGACCUGGAGCAGCAGCUUGCCCAGGACUGGAAGGAGCCCUCCAGUGCCUUCACCAAGGAGAAUUAGCAAUUCAGGAGAUGCCAGGGCAACCUCUGAACUGUUGAGUUCACCUGCAGCUGUAGACACAAUUGCUGAAGACAAUCAACUGAAACUCAAACCUCCUCUGAAGAACAUGGCCAACAGGAGAGCCAUUUCGGUUCAUGAAGAACAGCUCAGGGACCAAGACUGCAUGGCUGAACUAGAGAAUGUAACAAUCCCUCUUCGUUUGCGGCGCUCCCCUGUAUUCAAACGGAGGAAUAAACCUGAGGCCACAGCAGACACUGAGACAAAUAGUGAGCUUGCCUCCCAGCCUGAACCUCAGAGCACUCUGAAACAGGAACCACAUGGUGCCAUGGGACCUAUGGAGGAGCUGCACCUCAAGCCCGGAGCAGAAACAGCAAAGGACCUGUUGCAAGUCAUGGAAGAGACUAUUGAGAAUGCACACAACAUAGCCAUAGACCAAAGAACUGCGGCACUGGGAUCAAAAGCACCCACCCAGGGCCAGUGAGCUAGCGGAUGCCACUGCACGCGAUCAUUUCCAAUACAACACUGCGAAUGAGUGCAAGAGGAACGUCCAUGUUUUGCAAGAACUACUCGGCUAUCUAUGCUGCAUAGACAGGACAGCAGAGAAAUACUGGAGGGGGCCCCAGGACUGCUCCACAUCCCACCAUUGCUCCUGGUUUUUAACGUCAGUGCUUCCUAUGG
Molecule: messenger RNA, 4800 nt
Organism: Alligator sinensis (Chinese alligator)
Lineage: Eukaryota; Metazoa; Chordata; Crocodylia; Alligatoridae
Gene: CARMIL2
Product: capping protein regulator and myosin 1 linker 2
Exons: 40
Coding region: 65-4603 (1512 amino acids)
Biological process (GO): regulation of Arp2/3 complex-mediated actin nucleation; cell migration
Cellular component (GO): lamellipodium; plasma membrane
Molecular function (GO): protein binding
Source: RefSeq, a predicted model, not a curated record